Messenger RNA from Arachis duranensis, 1630 nucleotides. RefSeq lists its product as uncharacterized. The coding region runs from base 128 to 1486 and encodes 452 amino acids. The record is from RefSeq and is a predicted model, not a curated record. Lineage: Eukaryota; Viridiplantae; Streptophyta; Magnoliopsida; Fabales; Fabaceae. The transcript has a single exon.
AUUUUCCAAACUCAACUCACGAAUCACACUCCCUUCUUUCUUUCUCUAUUUUUCAAAGAAUCAUAACGAAAACGAAGACGAAACCAAAAGAAUUGAAGAUCCCAGAUUCCAGAACCUUCCAACAACAAUGAGCAUUCUUCAGUAUCCAGAAACCGCCACCAACACUGAGCUUCAGGUUUGGAACAACGCAGCAUUCGACGGCAAAGAAUUCGAAGGCUUCUCGUUCCCUGUGAAGUCUUCUUGGUCCUCCAUUCACUCAACGGAUUCUCUCCGAUCCGAUUCCACCAAGGAAAACCUGAGCCCCGCUGCACUCAAUUCCUCCCCCGUUCCCGCCAAGAACAAGAACAAUAAGGGUUUUGACGAACCAGAAGACGAGAGAAAGAUUGACCUCGAGAUCCGACAAAUUGAGGAUCAGAUCAAGCGCUUAACGUCCAAACUCGAAUCGCUUCGGCUUCAGAAAGCGGCGGCGGCGGCGAAGACGGUGGAGAGACGCGGAAGAAUUGUGCCGGCUAAGUUCAUGGAACUGAAGGAGAGUUCUCAAAGCUCUGCUAUCAAGAUAAUCGAAGAGACUCCGAAAACAAAGGUUGCGAUGGCGGCGCCGGCGACGAGGAGAGGAAUGAGUUUAGGGCCAGCUGAGAUCUUCGCUGGAGGAGGGAGGUUCUCUUCGAUCCGGCCGGGGAAGGCGAAUAUUGCUAAUGCUACAACCGCUGUUCCGGCUACGCAGAGUCGUCGGAAAUCGUGUUUUUGGAAACUGGACGGUGUGGAUGAAGUGAAGGCAGUGAGUGAAAGGAAGAAAACCUUGAGCCUUAGCCCAAAAUCGAAGAGAAUCGGCGGUAGAUGUGACUCGGUUCAAGGUUCAAAGCAAGCUGCAACUGUUACUUUGGGAACAAGGAAGACUGGUGCUGUUGCUGCAUUGGUUCAGCCGAGGAAGCUGUUCAAGGAGGGGGAGAAAUCUGUGCCUAAUAAGAAGGCGGUGAAGCAGGGGAGAAUGGUAGCAAGCCGGUAUAACAAUAAUAAUGGUGGUAAUUCUGUUGGUGUUGAUGCAAGGAAGAGGUCAUUGCCUGAGAAUGACAAGGAUAAUGAUGGUGGUAAGAGGUGGGACAAGCGGCGCGCCUCGUCGCUGCGAGGGAGUGGUCAGGGGAGUGAGGUUAGGGUGAAGAAGAGGUGGGAGAUUCCUGCACAGGUUGUGAUGUGCAAGAAGAAGAAUGAGAAUGAGGAGGUGGAGGUGGAGGAGGAAAAGGAAGAGAUUCAUGCAGGUGUGAGUGGUGUGUUGCUUCGGAAAAUUAGAACACUCAGGUACCUUAAUGAGAGUCCUAGAGAUUCUGGAGCUGCUAAAAGGGUGGCUGAUUUGAAUGGAAAGAGGUCUUAUUUCUGCCCGGACGGCGACAAUGAUGACGGCGAUGAAGAUAAUCAUGAAAUGGAGGAGGAUGAGGAGGAGUCUGUUUGCCAGGUCCUAAGUUUUGAUGAUGAUGAUGAUGGAUGCUGAUGAAGAAUGUAGACGGAAUGUGAGUUUUGUAGAACUUGCUAUGUUCUGCUUAAUUCUUGGGGAGCUGAUAUUGAUAUCUGUUGAGUAAAAAUAAAUAAAUAAAUAAGCAACGUUUUCUUCUCCCAGUUGCUGGAGCUUUGUGAC